AUGUUUAACCGCGGGAGGAAGAUCGUGACCAAGGUAGUGGUGAGCGCGGAUGCGGAACUACAGCAGCGGUUCGAGGAGAAGGAGCGGGAGAAGCGGAGGGAGAAGGAGAAGGAGAAGGACCGAGAGAAGCCAGGCCCCCGGCCGUCGGAGUGGGAUUAUUUGACGACCGUCGUGCAGCAGAACCGCGUCGCGCAGCGAAAGCUCCAGGCGAUUGCGGGGGCGGAAUCGUCUCCCGCAGCCGCAUCAACAGCCGCCGCCGCGCCUUCAGCUGCGCCUGCAGGGGGGGAGGCGGAAGCGGAGGAUCAAUCCAACGGUGGAGAUGUGCAGUCGUACAUGCAGCACGCUCAACGGCCAGGAUACGUCCAACAGCACGGCUCUCUGCUGUUCCUGGAAGAAAGGAGCUACAGAAUCCUGGCUGUAGCGGAAAAUAUCUUUGACUUUUUUGACCAGCCAGAUCGGGGGAAUGGGGAGAAGAAGGCGGGAGAGGAGAGGGAAGAGGAGACGGAGGAGGGGAAUGGGGAGGGAGGGAGGGAAAAAGCGGAAGGAGGAGGGGGGAAGGGCGGGGCCGUGAGGAGUCUGCUGGGCCAAUCAUGUCGCUGCUUGAUGACAGAGCAGACGUUUGCCUGCCUGGUGGCGGCGUGUGAGAGCUCGGAUCCGCAGCUGUCGAACCCCAUCCUGCUCAAGACAGUGCGACGAGCCCUCCCCUUCCACCCGGCCCACCCUCCCCCUCCCCCCGCGGUCCACCCUCCCCUUCCCCUCCCCCCGUGGCCCACCCUCCCCCUCCCCCCGCGGCCCACCCUCCCCCUCCCCCCGCGGUCCACCCUCCCCCUCCCCUCCCCCUGCGGCCCACCCUCCGCCUCCCCACCCCAUUAUCGCACUGACGAGGGCCUGGUGGUUGACUUAGAGCCGUGCAUGGGAGGGGAGGAGUGGGCAAUUAUCCGUGCGUGGGAGGGGGGAGCGGAGGGAGGAGGAGUGGACUGUCACGGUCUUGUGGCAUGCCCGGCACUAGAGUGUCGUUUCCCUUUUAUGUUCCGUCCCCCCCCUUGUCUUCCUCACCCCCCAUCAGCCCACCCCCUGUACGCCAUAGUGCAUCGCACUGACGAGGGCCUGGUGGUUGACAUAGAGCCGUGCGUGGGAGGGGAGGAGUGGGCUGGGAGGUGGAAGAAGAAGAAGAAGGGAGGGAAGGCGGCGGCACGUGCGAGUGAGGCACGAGGGAAAGUCGAGGUGGGGAGUGUGGGGGAAUCAGGAGGAAAGGCAGGUAGCGGUAUAGAGGAUGCGUCUGGAAAGGGUGGGGAGGGGAAGGACGGAGUAGUUUCGUGGAGGUGUUUGAAUGGGUAUGCGCAGGGUGGUGGUGGAGAUGAGAGCUGUCAGAAGGAAGGGGAGAAGCCGGAGAAAGGAGAGGAGGAAGAGAAGAAAGGGGAGAAGGAGGAGAAGGGAGGGGAAGAGGAAGAGGAAGAGAAGCAAGGGGAGGAGGGAAAGAAAGGGGAGGAGAAGGAACAGGAUGAGGAGGAGGAAGAGGAGGAGGAGGAAGAGGAGGAGGUCGUCGAUAUGUCGAUGCUGGAGUGGUCAGCUCUGGACAAGCACGAGAGGACGAGUGCGAGUAUUGCCAAGCUGCAAGACAUCGAUGACGACAUGCCUAAGCUGUGCAACACGCUUGUGCAGGAAUUGCGGGAGCUGGCAGGGUACGACCGCGUUCUGCUGUACCAGUUCCAUGAGGACCUGCACGGGGAGGUCGUGGCAGAGGCCAAAGCAGAGGCUCAGGCGUCUCUGUUGGGGCUGCACUACCCUGCGACUGAUUGCCCUCAGAUCUACCGUACGAUGUUUGUAGAUAUGCGGCUGAGAUUGAUCGCAGACGUCGCGGCACCAGACGUGCACAUCAUCCAGCACCCCUCCCUCGUCAAGAACAUCAGCCUCUCCAAGUCAACGCUCAAGGGCGUGUCCAGCUGUCACAAGGAGUACUGCGCAAACAUCGGCAUCGGGGCGUCACUAGUCAUGGCGAUAGUGGUAACCACACGGGGCCCGCAGAGCACCAGUGUGCGCAAGCUGUGGGGGCUGGUGGUAUGCCACCACAUGGCGCCGCGCUUCCUCCCCUACCCACAGCGGUUCGCCUGUGACUUCCUGCUGCAGGCCUUCGCCCUGCAGCUAGCCAUGGAGUUAGAGGCGGCAGAGCAUGCAGCGGAGCGCCGCACGAUGCAGAUGCAGGCUAUUCUGUGCGGCAUGCUGUCCAGGGACGUACCUCUGGGGCUGGUGCGACAGAGCCCCAACAUCAAAGACCUGGUGCCAUCGGACGGGGCGGUGCUGCUGCAUGCGGGCAGGGCAUGGUGGGUGGGGGCGUGCCCAGCAGAGGACGACAUGAAGGAGAUAGCGCGCUGGCUGCGCCUCAAAGACACCCACCUGCUGCAACACACCGUCUUUGUCACCAACUCUCUGGAACAAGCUGGGCUGCCCUUCGCGUCUCGCCUCGCCCCGGCUGUCUGCGGGCUCGCUGCUGCCAUGGUGUCGAGCCGAGGAGACUUCCUCAUGUGGUUCCGAUCUGGCAUUGAGAGGAACAUUACUUGGGCGGGGCACAAGGACUCGCAUACAGUGAGAGAGGGCGCCACCAUGCAUCCCCGCAACUCGUUUGCGGCGUAUCUUGAAGUGGUGAAGCUGCAGAGCCAGCCCUGGACUGAUGCUGAGGUGGACGCCAUGCAAGGGCUGCGCCUCAUAGUGAAGGACUCGCUUCCCCACCCUGAGCCUCAAGACCUGAAGCUCAAGAUCCAGGCCCAGCUGAAUGCAGAGCGGCUCACCAUCCAGUCACAGCUCAAAGAGGUCGCCAAGACACUAGAAAACCAGCUCGAAUCCGCCCACACGCCCAUCAUCGGCAUCAGCAGCGACGGCACCGUUACCGAGUUCAACAGCAAGGCCGCCCACAUCACGCGGCGGGCCAAGAGCGAGGUUCUCGGGAGCAACUUCUUUGCGAGCGUGCUGGCUCCCGAGUCUCAUGCGCACUUUGUGGCUGCUAUGGAGGUGCUGGCGGAAGGGGAGGACGUCCAGCCGUUUGAUGUGGCUCUGCUGGCGCGGUCUGCUGAUUCUGUUGAUGCUGCCGCUGCUGCUGAUGCUGCCGCCGCUGCUGCUGCCGCCGCCGCCGCUGCUGCUGCUGCUGCUGCUGCUGCUGCUGCUGCUGGUGGUAAUGGAGCAGGUGGAGCAGGAGGAGGGGCAGGAGGAGGAGGAGGAGGAGGAGGAGGAGGAGGAGGAGGAAGGGGAGGAGGGGUGGUGGGGGAGUUGGAUCGGUUGGUGCAUGUGUUGGUGAGCGCGUAUGGGCAGCACGACCGGCACGGGAACCUGAUGAGCGUGCGGCUGAUGGGUCAAGACAUCACCGCGCUUAAAGUGCUGGCUGGGGAGGUGAGUAGGGGUGGAUAUCACUCACACACACAGGGCCAUGGCAACCUGAUGAGCGUGCGGCUGAUGGGUCAACACAUCACCGCGCUUAAAGUGCUGGCUGGGGAGGUGAGUAAGGGGGGAGGCGAGGGGAUGAAGGGGGGAGCGGGAGGGGGAUGGGCAUGUGAUGAGGUGACUUUUGAGUCGACUCACGAGUCACUGCGAGUCAUGGGGCGUCACGCCACCGCGCUCAAUGUGCUGGCAGGGGAGUACAAGAUGCCCGAAGCGGAGGCUCGGGCAGCUGUGGACCAAUCAGAUCUCUUGGUUUUCACGGUGGACGAGUGCGGGCGGGUGACCGAAUGGAAUGCUGCCAUGGAGCAGAUCAGCGGGCUGCCCCGAGAAAAAGUUGUGGGGAGGCGACUUGUGGGGGAGGUGCUUAGCAGCAAUCCCAUGCUGCUCAUUCCGGACCAGGUGAGAAACGGUGCUGCUGAUUCCGACCAGGAUAACUUGGUAAUGUUUGAGAUCGCCCUCUGUCAGGCUCUCAAUGGGAGGGACACGAGGAACCACGAGCUGCAGCUCAAGACGUGGGAUGGCCGCCCCAUGGACACUCUCCUGCACAUCAUCAGCAGGCGCUCCCCCACAGGCGAGCCGGUGGGAGCGACGUGCUUCAUGCAAGAUGUGGUAGAGAGGCGAGCAGCAGAGAAUGCAUCGGCUAUGAAGAUGGUGGCAGAGGCGGCCAGCCAGGCCAAGACCAUGCAGCUGGCGUGCUUGUGCCACGAGGUCAAAACUUGGGGGCUGGCGUGGGCAGCAGAGAAUGCAUCGGCAAUGAAGAUGGUGGCAGAGGCGGCGAGUCAGGCCAAAACCAUGCAGCUGGCAUGCUUGUGCCACGAGGUCAAAACUUGGGGGCUGACGUGGGCAGCAGAGAAUGCAUCGGCAAUGAAGAUGGUGGCAGAGGCGGCGAGUCAGGCCAAAACCAUGCAGCUGGCAUGCUUGUGCGCAGAGGGGUUGAGUGCGAUGGUGGCAGAGGCCGCAGCUGGCAUGCCUGUCCCCCAUGCAGCUGGCAUGCCUGUCCCCCAUGCAGCUGGCAUGCCUGUCCCCCAUGCAGCUGGCAUGCCUGUCCCCCAUGCAGCUGGCAUGCCUGUCCCCCAUGCAGCUGGCAUGCCUGUCCCCCAUGCAGCUGGCAUGCCUGUCCCCCAUGCAGCUGGCAUGCCUGUCCCCCAUGCAGCUGGCAUGCCUGUCUCCCAUGCAGCUGGCAUGCCUGUCCCCCAUGCAGCUGGCAUGCCUGUCCCCCAUGCAGCUGGCAUGCCUGUCCCCCAUGCAGCUGGCAUGCCUUUCCCCCAUGCAGCUGGCAUGCCUUUCCCCCAUGCAGCUGGCAUGCCUUUCCCCCAUGCAGCUGGCAUGCCUGCCCCCCAUGCAUCCUUGCCCUCCACCCCCUUUCCCUUCCUGCAUCCCCGCAUGCACACCCCAUGCAUGCCACGCCUAAUCUGUGACGCUACCCUACAUCCCCCACAUGUAAUCCCCCACCGUCAGGUCCUCAACCCUCUGAACGGCAUCCUCUCCUCCAUCAGCUUCAUGGAGGGCACAGAGAUGUCGUCAGAUCAGAGAUAUUCAUCUGCUUCACCCCAUUGGCCCUGUGCCCAGCGCCCCAAUGCGUCUCUCUCCCCACCCAACCCACCCUUCCCUGCCUGCAUCCCCUCCCCCCGCAUCAUCACCCCGCAUCAUCACCCCGCAUCAUCACCCCGCAUCAUCACCCCGCAUCAUCACCCCGCAUCAUCACCCCACAUCAUCACCCCCCAUCAUCACCCCGCAUCAUCACCCCGCAUCAUCACCCCGCAUCAUCACCCCGCAUCAUCACCCCGCAUCAUCACCUCGCAUCAUCACCCCGCAUCAUCACCCCGCAUCAUCACCCCACAUCAUCACCCCGCAUCAUCACCCCGCAUCAUCACCCCGCAUCAUCACCCCGCAUCAUCACCCCGCAUCAUCACCCCGCAUCAUCACCCCGCAUCAUCACCCCGCAUCAUCACCCCGCAUCAUCACCCCGCAUCAUCACCCCGCAUCAUCACCCCGCAUCAUCACCCCGCAUCAUCACCCCGCAUCAUCACCCCGCAUCAUCACCCCGCAUCAUCACCCCGCAUCAUCACCCCGCAUCAUCACCCCGCAUCAUCACCCCCAUCAUCACCCCGCAUCAUCACCCCGCAUCAUCACCCCGCAUCAUCACCCCGCAUCAUCACCCCGCAUCAUCACCCCCAUCAUCACCCCCAUCAGAUCCGCAACCCUCUGAACGGCAUCCUCUCAUCCAUCAGCUUCAUGGAGGGCACAGAGAUGUCAUCCGACCAGCGGGACCUGCUGCACGCCACCUCGGCGUGCGGCAAGUACCUGCGGAGGGUGGUGGACAAUGUGUUGGAUCUGAGCAAGCUCGAGAAGGGGAAGCUGGAGGUGGAGAGCCGGCUAGCACCGAAGUAUCUGCGGAGGGUCGUGGACAAUGUAUUGGAUCUGAGCAAGCUAGAGGAGGGCAAGCUGGAGGUGGAGAGUGAACCGUUUGAGCUCAUUCACGUGGUGGACGCCGUGAUUGCACAGCUGGAGGUGGAGAGCGAGCCGUUUGAGCUCAUCCACGUGGUUGACGCCGUGAUUGCACAGGUGGAACAUGAGAAUGCGGGCAACGACAAGGGCCUGCAGGUGUUUUGCUCGGUGAAGCCGCAGUGUGCCGAUGUGAUUGUAAAGGGCGACAAGCAGCGCGUGCAGCAGAUCGUUGCAAACUUCCUGUCCCUUUCCCGCUACCCUCCACCUUCUCCUCCUCAACUCCCCUCCCUUCUCCCCUCCCGCUGUUCGCGCGUCCCCUGUUCUUCUCCCACCUUUCCGGCCCGUUUUACCCACGCCAGGAGCAUGAGAAUGCGGGGCGACAAGCACCGCGUGCAGCAGAUUGUCGCAAACUUCUUCCGUAACGCAGUGGAGUACACCCAGCAAGGCUGGAUCGAGGUGCAGCUCUAUAAAGCAUCCGGCGAAGUGGCUUCUAAGGAGUAUGGAAGAGACGCGCUGGCCGGAAGGCUCGUGCCCGGCCAGCAGACUGGGCAGCGGACCGGGCAGGGCCGAAACGUUUCGGCUGACGGGGAGGAGAUUUUUUCGUUCGUCUUUUGUGUGGCGGAUUCAGGCCCGGGGUUGAGUGAGGAGCAGCGGCAGCAUGUGUUUUCGGGCAUGGAUCCUAGCUUGGCACCAGCCAUCUCCAGUGGUGCUUCUGACACUGAAUCGCGCAGCUCCUCUGCCCCAGCGGGAUCAGGCCUGGGGCUUAUCGUAAGUCAGAAGCUCGCCUCACUCAUGCACGGCACUCUCUCCUGCGACUCUACCCUCUCGCAAGGCUCCUCCUUCCGCCUCUCCCUCUCGCUCCCCUUCGCCGGCCGUUCCAAUCACGCCGACCCUGCUGACGCUGGCGCUGACAUGGCGGCGGGCCAUGCCAGCCUGGCGCCAGGUGGCAUGAUGAGCUGUUACUUGAGCAACCGGGUGAAAGGGGUGGUGUAUUCGUCGGUGGGGGUGUGGAGUAGUGCCGAGGAGAUAGCAGCUGCACCAGUUGUACCUCCCUCUCUCUCCAGAAGCCUCCCUGCUUCUCUGUCUACCCCAACUGGCACGGCUGCUGGUGCUGCUGCUGCAGGGAGGGUGCAGACUGGACCAGGCUUAUCUGGAGCAGGCUUAUCUGGAGGAGCACAUGUGACAGCUGGAAUGGCAGGCAUGACCCUUACUGGAGCACCCUCUCGUGGCGAGCCCCUCACUUUCUCCAUGCGCUCACUCCGCCUCGCCGUCCCCCAGGCCGCCGCCACCACCGCACCAGUGGUCGAGCUGGCAGCUGACGUGGCGGAGGCCACGUCAGCAGUGGAGGAGCUGCCGCUACAGUCAGCAGAGGACAUCAAGGCGGCGCGGAAGGAGGAGCAGCGGCGCAAGCGAUUGGUGCAGAAGAGGAAGCUGAGGAAGAAGGGCAGAUGGCCGCCCUCCAAGAUGAAGCAGCACCAGAAUGUGUAA
Closterium sp. NIES-65 is the source of this 7365-nucleotide messenger RNA. Lineage: Eukaryota; Viridiplantae; Streptophyta; Zygnematophyceae; Desmidiales; Closteriaceae. The record is from the annotation of a GenBank genome assembly.